AUGCCUGUUUUUACAGGUGGAACCACUCAGGUUUCAUUUGGUGAAGCUCCUGCUGGAUUUGACGGAAUAAGUCAGUUGGACGCUCAGGCUGCAGGCCUUCUUCCAAACGGAGCGCCUCCUGGUGGUCAGACGCUCGGACUGACUGCGGAGAAAUCGAACUCCAAUACGGUGUUGGCGGGCUGCAGUUUGGGGAACCUGUCCAUCUGGGAACCAACGGGGCGGGAAACUACGGUUAUGUUACGGAGUAACCUGCAUCUGCCUGCAGGCGACGGUAAAGCAACUGGAAAAUACGGAUAUGGAGGCGUCCUAAACGGUGGGCAGCUUUUAGGCCUGGGUAAUCAUGGAAAUAUUCCAGAUUAUGGGACUCUUCCUUAUGAAGCUCAACCAGCUGGAUUUACUCCGGAAGCGAUUUCUGCCAGCCAAUAUGGCCUCAUUGGAUCGCCGUAUCAUCCUGCACCUUCUGGAUCUGGAUAUAACGGGAAAUCAGCUGCAAAAUAUGGUGGUGGAGAGACUCCCUACGCGCCACAGAUUCUUGGUUUGGGAGAAGCAAAAUCAGGAAAAUACGCAGGUAAACAGAAAGCUCACCAGUCUCAGCCUCUUGAAUCUGCAGCUGGAGAGAACGUGGGCUACUUAAAAGGACAAGUGAAGCCAGAAGCGGUUGCAUUUCCCACUCCCAGUCCGUCCCUGGAGGACUCGCCAGACCUUGUAGGCUCCUUCACACUGGAUGAAGGUGUGCAGGAUUUAUCUGACGGCACGGCGGGUUUACUGGACUCUUCACCUGCUACAGAGACGCAGGGCGAAUCUCACCUGCCUGAGAAUCCGGAUGACCUGCAGCUGCCACGGCAGAUACAAAUUCAGCAGCAACUCAAGCUGCAUUUCCACCCUCAAGGCAAGUCCUGGAGCUGCUACAAUCUCCGCUGCAGGGCUUUGCAAAAUUUUUCAGACAAGGAAUGAUUAAUAGUUUGUUUUAUUCAAAUUAGUUCAGAUAGAUUGACUUUUAGACCUUAUUUUAGUGUUGUAGUUUGGCCGCCAUCCACCAGAGGGCGCCACUGGUAAUCUGACUUGAAGCGCAGCCGUUCAUAAGCGAAUCAAAGAUGGCGGAGCCAUACCGUAACAGUAACAGUUCAAACAAGAGUUCGGUUUGGGAUACAAAAUGCACUUUAUGCGGUUCUGUUUUGACAUUUAAACACCCGA
Xiphophorus hellerii (green swordtail) is the source of this 1194-nucleotide messenger RNA. RefSeq lists its product as uncharacterized. The transcript has 11 exons. The record is from RefSeq and is a predicted model, not a curated record. NCBI's taxonomy places the organism in Eukaryota, Metazoa, Chordata, Actinopteri, Cyprinodontiformes, Poeciliidae. Bases 1 to 954 code for a protein of 317 amino acids.